AUGGCUAUGCGUCUCAAAGAAGGGCUGAUGAACCUUCAGCUCAAGUCUCCGAUAAUGCGGACGCGAGCUGCAAAAGCCAAGAAGAGCGUGGAGGAUGAUGAACCGGUGUCGAGGUCAGACAGGCGAGGAGCGACGAAGGACAAAUCAAAAUCGAACUACGAGGAGGAGCGGUUGGAACAGGAGAGGGUGAAGGAACUGAGCAGGCUCCUGGAGAAGGGCCCAGAUACAUGUUCAUUCGACGCAGAUGUCGCUGGAUGGUCUUUCAAGGAGCAGGGGAAGCUGCUGCAAUGUGAGAAGGAGGACGACGAUGCGAGGGAGGAAGAAGAAGGCAGAGGAAGAGGAGGAGAAGCGGAAGCAGGAGAUGAGGACAUGGGUACGGACGAUGACGACGACGACGACUACGUUGGGAGCUCGUCCAGCCAGGAGGAGGAGGAGAAGGAGGACACAUCUGAAGGGUUAUCAGACAGGCGUACAUGUAGAAACAUUACAAUGUGA
This is a messenger RNA of Stereum hirsutum FP-91666 SS1, 495 nucleotides long. RefSeq lists its product as uncharacterized. Bases 1 to 495 code for a protein of 164 amino acids. The transcript is spliced from 2 exons. Lineage: Eukaryota; Fungi; Basidiomycota; Agaricomycetes; Russulales; Stereaceae. The record is from RefSeq and is a predicted model, not a curated record.